AUGAGCGGCUUAAUGGAAUACAAUGGCUCGGCCAUUGUCGCCAUGGCAGGCGACAAGUGUGCCUGCGACUCUGGGCGGUGCAGGGUCAUUGCGGGCGUGUCCUUUGGCUUGUGGCUGUCGGCUUCGCCCAGGCAGAAGACUUUCCAGGUGCCCGAGGCUCAGGAGGGUGCGACUGGAGCGCGUCAUGCAGCCUCGGAUGAUCGGCAACAUGCUCUCGUCCAUGCUGUGAGCCGGCAGAAGAAAGUUCUCGUGAUCGUGAGUUUCACAUUGUAUGAGAAGCGUUUUGGGCCCUGGUUCACAGAGCCGGUCGUGGCCGGGCUCGACAAGGAGCAGAAUCCGUUCAUCUGUGGGUUCGACUUCAUCGGCUGCCUGUCUACUGCAGAGGACUUUGUAGUGUCUGGCACGACUUCAGACCAGCUCUUUGGUGUCUGUGAGUCUUUCUGGCGCCCGGGCAUGAACAAGGAUGAGCUGUUCGAGACUCUCUCCCAGUGCCUGCUGUCCGGCGUGGACCGAGACUGCCUAGCAGGAUGGGGUGGUGUUGUCCACAUCAUCACGCCUGACGAGAUCAUCACAAAGAAGCUCAAAGGACGUGCGCGUCUCAUGGCUCUUCUGUCUUGA
Symbiodinium natans is the source of this 618-nucleotide messenger RNA. Lineage: Eukaryota; Dinophyceae; Suessiales; Symbiodiniaceae. The record is from the annotation of a GenBank genome assembly.